Messenger RNA from Tripterygium wilfordii, 886 nucleotides. Its product is annotated as small RNA-binding protein 11, chloroplastic. Gene Ontology annotation, molecular function: RNA binding. Gene Ontology annotation, cellular component: spliceosomal complex. The transcript is spliced from 4 exons. Gene Ontology annotation, biological process: positive regulation of mRNA splicing, via spliceosome. The record is from RefSeq and is a predicted model, not a curated record. The coding region runs from base 42 to 269 and encodes 75 amino acids. NCBI's taxonomy places the organism in Eukaryota, Viridiplantae, Streptophyta, Magnoliopsida, Celastrales, Celastraceae.
UACUUUGGUUCAUCGUAUAUGCCGUCGCACCGAUUUGAAGAAUGGCAAAAGGACUCGGCUUCGAGCUCUUCGUCAGCAGAUUAUCUUCGUACACCACGAAUCAAGGUCUCAAAAAUCUGUUUUCGCAGUUUGGUGCAGUCACUGAAGCUAGGCUAGUUAAAGACCCUAAAACCCAGAGGCCCAAAGGGUUUGGAUUUGUCACAUUUGAGAAGGAGACUCAUGCUCAAAAAGCAUUGAAGUCCAUGAAUGGCAGGAAUCUUCAGUGCUGACAUUCUCAACUGCAGAAGUUAGGAGUUUAGGCAAUAUUUUGGAAGAAUUGGCAUGGACAAAUCGAUUCUGCUAGAUUAUCGAAUACAUUGGGUCUUAAGUUGAGAAGAUAGGGUAGUGUACGUCUGCCCUUCCAAGUUCCAGCCGUCACUAUAGGAGCCUUAUGUAUUGGCUGUUGUUUCCUUUUCUGUUGAAUACAUCAGUUUCAGUUUAGUGUUUGGACUUUGGAGAUGGGCACUCAGAACUGAUUUUCCAUGUUAAUUCUUAAAGACACUUUUAGUUGCUUAUGCUUGUGCUAGUGUGGUUAUUAAUGGUUAUGUUAAGGCUGUGAUCGGUGGCUGAAAUCAUAAUAUCUAAUGUAACCUGAUCCAGUCAUCAUUGACGUUCAUCAACUUGUAAAGAUAUGUGCACAUAACCGUACUCCUUGUAAUUCUGGUGAAAUAAUCUGAUACAUCAUUCAUAGACUUUUGCUAUAACUUCAUCACCGGUUUUUCUAAACAGAGAGUUGAAGGUUUGCAUAUAUCUUUUAGGUAGUAACAUGUUUAAUCUGCAUAGAUGAUGCAAUUAUGUUUCUGAAUACUAAACCGAGUCAAUAUACUUUCUUGUUAUGGCUUACAUU